Caenorhabditis sp. 36 PRJEB53466 is the source of this 1880-nucleotide messenger RNA. NCBI's taxonomy places the organism in Eukaryota, Metazoa, Nematoda, Chromadorea, Rhabditida, Rhabditidae. The record is from the annotation of a GenBank genome assembly.
AUGAUUAAGCCAAUACUUAUCUUGGUGGUCCUCUCAAUCAAUGGGAUCGUGUGCCCACCGCCUAUGAGACAGCAGGCUGAGCAAGCACAGGCACAGGAUAAUGGCCAGCAACCACCACAACAAGCUCAGGUACGAAUUUUUAGUCAUACGCUAUCUAUAAAUAGUAAUUUGCAGGCAACGGAUAACCAACAGGCUCAGAACACUCAACAGCAAGGAGAGUACGAAGGACGUCAUCCGGUAAGUGAAUUUAAAAUAAAACAAUUCAAAGAUGGUUUUUUUUCAGGGAUAUCAAUUUGCCUACACCAAAUACUUGGAAGAGGUAGUCAAGAUCCUCGAGAGCGAACCAAAGUUCUCGGAGCGUCUGAGGGACAUGAAGGAGGACGAGAUCAAGGUAUGCCAAUUCGGCUUAAAACAUUUUUGAUGAAUAUUAACUUCAGGAGGGUAAGAUCGCUGACCAUAUUGAUGACCUUCCAAAAGAAGUGUUCGAUAAGCUCCACAAAGCCAAGUUUGAUGAGAUCGAAAGACUUCGUAAGCAGAUCGAGGAGCAGAUUAAGGUAUACACUGACCCUGAUCAUUUGACAGUUCUGCUCACAAAAUCCAUAAAUUUAGCUGGACGGCGGUGCGCAUAACGUCAAGAUGCCAGACCAUUUGGACGUUAAGGAACUCGACAGGUUCCACAAAGAAGAUUUGAGAAAGCUGAUCCAGAAGACAGUCGCUGAUAUGAAUGCGAUGGACGACCAGAGAAAGGAAGAUUUCAAGCAAUACGAGUUGAGAAAGCAGGCGGAAGAAGAUCAUAAGCUAGCUCAGAUGGCCCCGGAAGAACGGGAAAAAGCAAAGAGGGAGUAUGAGGAAUCUGAAAAGAGACACAAUGAGCACGAGAAGUUGAAGCACCCGGGAAGCAAGGAUCAACUUCAGGAUGUCUGGGAGGAGAGCGAUCAUGUAAGGGCUUUCCGAGUCUGCUAGUCCAGUUUUAAUAAUGAUUUUCAGCUUGAAAAAGAAGCGUAUGAUCCAAAAACGUUCUUCGCCCUUCACGAUCUCAACGGAGAUGGUCUUUGGAACGAUUUCGAGUUGGAAUCGCUCUUCCAGUUGGAGUUGGAAAAGAUGUACAACGAAACGAACCCGGAUGACGACAUGAAAGAGAAAGAAGAAGAGAUGAACCGUAUGAGAGAGCACGUCAUGAAACAAAUGGAUGCCAACCAGGACCGCAUGAUUUCUCUCCAAGAGUUUCUCACCGACAACGAAGCUCAGAAUGCGCAGCCUCCAAAACAAGAGGAAACUUGGCAAGAUCUUGGACAACAGAAGGUAUUUGUCAAAAGUACAUGUUGAUGUCAUUGGAGGAUAUUUCAGAUUUACACUGACGAGGAGCUACAAAGAUUUGAGAGAGAGUAUGCUCAACAACAAGGUAAUUAGGUGCUUUUAUAACAAUAUUACUAAGCCUUUUGCACUAACACUUGGUUUUUCUUCAAAUUGCCUUGCAUCAGUCAUAGAUUUUAACUUUUAAAUACACUAGGAUGGGGCGAUCAUGCGUAUGAACCACAAGUUGCUUCAGAACAACAACAUCCGCAGGCGGCAGCUCAGCAACCUCCUCAAGUCAGUUCCAUCUUCAAAAUUGUUCAGUAAUAUAGUUAUGUUCUUACAGGCUCAACAACAGGUUCAUCCCGCCCAACAACAACCCAUCCAACCAGUGAACGUGCCUCCUCAACCACCUGCUCCGAACGCGCAACAGCCUGUGCAACAGGUACUUGGAACCCAUACUUAUAGAAUACUGUAUGUACAACCAUUUAUUACAGCAGCAACAACAGCCGCCCCAGCAGAACCUGCCACCGGUGCACCACGAACCGAUCCAAGACCACAAAAAGGACCCAACCUACGGAAUCUAA